Molecule: messenger RNA, 954 nt
Organism: Olea europaea var. sylvestris
Lineage: Eukaryota; Viridiplantae; Streptophyta; Magnoliopsida; Lamiales; Oleaceae
Product: mitogen-activated protein kinase kinase 8-like
Exons: 6
Coding region: 1-954 (317 amino acids)
Biological process (GO): protein phosphorylation
Cellular component (GO): cytoplasm
Molecular function (GO): ATP binding; protein serine/threonine kinase activity
Source: RefSeq, a predicted model, not a curated record
AUGCAUAUCCAUUAUAACAAGACAUUUUUUUGUUACUCAUGUUCUUAUUCAAAUGUAAUAUCUUGUAAGCAGAUUUAUUCUCUUUACUUGAUCUUUAUUGGUAUGGUUUGUGGUAGUGAUAUUCCCCGUGUGUAUAACGCGAUAUCUACAUACUAUAUGAUUACUUCUAUUAUUAAAUAUUCUCUCAUAAGCUUAAAAGAGUCCCAAACAAAAAUAAAUGAAUAUUUGCACUCCCACAAGAUCAUUCACAGAGAUUUGAAGCCGUCAAAUAUAUUAGUAAACAAUAAAAUUGAAGUGAAAAUUUCUGAUUUUGGAGUUAGUAAAAUCAUGCACCGGACAUUGGAUCCUUGCAAUUCCUAUGUUGGAACAUGCGCUUAUAUGAGCCCGGAAAGAUUCGACCUGGAUACAUACGGCGGCAAUUACAAGGGGUACGCCGAUGAUAUACGAAACUUAGGAUUGACUCUACUGGAAUUGUUCAUGGGCCAUUUUCCAUACUUGUCGGAGGGACAAAGACCUAACUGGGCUACACUUAUGUGUGCCAUAUGCUUUGGCGAACCAUCGAGCUUGUUGGAAAGUGCAUUGAAAAAUUUCAAGAAUUUCAUUCAAUGUUGUUCUCAGAAGAAUUCCUGGAAGCCAUCUUUUUUGCUGAUCGUGGUGAUUCCAUCUUUCCGUCCCUAUCUUUGUGGCUGUAUUGUGGCAGAAUGGGUGGAUCUACAGUGUGGGCAGGGGUUGCCCAUUUCUUUCUUUCACUUAGCAGUUGUGCUAGAGGUUGGUGCCGUUGGGUGCACGGAAAUGAAUCCUGAUCAAGUGGAGUGUGGGAGAGGUAAUUCUAUUACUUCUGUUAGCAAUUUUACGAGGUCAAUAGAGUUGAAACCAAAUCAUGCUGUAGAUUUGGUUCUUAGAGAAGAUAUUCACAAAAAAAAGAUAGUGGAGAAACCUUGGGCUUGGCGUUAG